CUAUGCCUGUGAUACCCGAGCAGUAACAAGAAGGUUGAUGAAAAGUACGAGGUCGUAUAACACAUACUGAUUUGAAUUAUAAAAAUGCACUGCUUAGCGGAUGUGGCAUUAACUCCAGUUGGUCCUGCAGAGUAUGGAUUUGAGGAAGCUCUGGCAAGCUGUGUUCCUAUAUUGGAGAAAAGUGGUCUCACCUAUGUUGUGCACGAUGGAGGUUUCACAAUCGACGCCGAUUGGCAAGCGGCAACCGAUUUAAUUGGUCUCUUGCACCAGCGUCUGCAUGACGCUGGGUUUGAACGUGUCCACAGUGAUAUCAGGAUUGGAACACGUACAGACAAGGCACAAACCAUGCAAGAUAAGGUGGAUACAGUAGAGAGGCAACUGGCAUUUCCUGAACAAUGAAAGCUACCUGUGUAUCUGUGCAAAGUACGCAGUCUUGUGUAUUACUUGCUUUUGUUAAUAGCACUAUUUUACAAGAUCAUUUUAAAGUUACGACCUAAUGGAUAAAAACCUCAAACAUGAAUGAGCA
Molecule: messenger RNA, 526 nt
Organism: Pichia membranifaciens NRRL Y-2026
Lineage: Eukaryota; Fungi; Ascomycota; Pichiomycetes; Pichiales; Pichiaceae
Exons: 2
Coding region: 85-399 (104 amino acids)
Cellular component (GO): cytosol
Source: RefSeq, a predicted model, not a curated record